AAAUUCAAUUAAUUGGUUAGGAAGCUGGUCCAUCAAUUUUAAAGAAAUUUAAUCCAUUUGCAACAUAUUUUAUACGAUCUUGUAGGAAGAUGGAUGGGUGGUAUGUAGAGUGUUCAUGAAGAAAAAUUUGUUCAAGGUAGUAAAUGAAGGUGGCACAAGCAUUAACUCAUCGGACCAACACAACCAUGAUGCAUCCAACAACAACCACACACUUCAAGCUCGUAGCUUUAUGCACCGAGACAGUCCAUACCAGCUAGUACGUAACCACGGAGCCACAACAUUUGAACUCAACAAACCUGACCUUGCUCUUCAUCAAUACCCACCAAUCUUCCACAAGCCACCUUCACUUGGAUUUGACUACUCUUCAGGUCUUGCAAGGGACUGUGAGAGUGCGGCUAGUGAAGGGUUACAAUACCAGCAAGCGUGUGAGCCGGGUUUAGAGGUCGGUACUUGUGAGACAGUGGCUAGUCAUGAUAAUCAUCAACAAGGUUUAGGUGAAUGGGCAAUGAUGGAUAGACUUGUGACUUGUCACAUGGGAAAUGAAGAUUCCUCUAGAGGGAUUAGGUAUGAGGAUGGUAACAACAAUUCUUCGUCUGUUGUCCAGCCAGUUCCUGCGACGAACCAGCUUACGUUGCGCAGUGAGAUGGAUUUCUGGGGUUAUUCUAAAUAGAUGUUUAUAUUUCUGUCUUAUGAGUCUAAGACAAUAUAAGUGCUGAUUUGUGUGUGUAUGUGUGUGUGUUCUUGAGUCGUGUUUUAUUUAUUUGUUGGAAGCAAAUUGCUUCACAAAACCCAAAUAUUAUAUCUACUGUUGGAAUGAAUAAUAAAAAUACUGAUUAGUG
Arabidopsis arenosa is the source of this 839-nucleotide messenger RNA. Lineage: Eukaryota; Viridiplantae; Streptophyta; Magnoliopsida; Brassicales; Brassicaceae. The record is from the annotation of a GenBank genome assembly.